Nannospalax galili (Upper Galilee mountains blind mole rat) is the source of this 963-nucleotide messenger RNA. RefSeq names its product spermatogenesis associated 32 (gene Spata32). Gene Ontology annotation, biological process: spermatogenesis. NCBI's taxonomy places the organism in Eukaryota, Metazoa, Chordata, Mammalia, Rodentia, Spalacidae. Gene Ontology annotation, cellular component: perinuclear region of cytoplasm. The record is from RefSeq and is a predicted model, not a curated record. Gene Ontology annotation, molecular function: actin binding.
AUGCCUCUGGCGUCCAAGGACACCGGAACCAGUGCAUUUCCCUGCCAUGGCAGGAACUCUGUGGAUAUUGUGGAGAGACUGAAUGACUACUACCACCACCCCCACACCCAGGAAGAAACAGAGGAAGAUGAAACAGAGGUCCAGUACCACAACUGGAAGAAAUGGGACUGCUUUAUGGAAACCCCAGAGCAACAGGGCUACAGGAUCAAGUCCCUCAAGCUCUACAAGAAGGAGCUGCCACCCAUGCACAACUUCAGGCCCUGGAGCUUCAACACCAACUCCAGCUACAGGGAGGAGGACCAGGUUGUCUCCCAGUAUCGCUCGAUCUGUGUACAGACCUCCAACCACCUCUUCUGGGCAAACAAGCUCAUCCAGGCAUCAGAGCACAGCCUACAGCGGGCCUUCAAAAUUCAGUGCUACAAGAGUUCCCUGGAGCAGAAGUCUGUCCACACUGGUCAGCUUCUCCCAAAUGUAUCCCCAAGGUCACCAAGCCCCCACAUGUCCUGCACCAGCCUGCCAACAGCCAUUGGCCUGGCAGAGCUUAUCAAUUUUGCAUCCUCCCUGGCCAUAGCUUCCUUCAGCAAUAUGGAGGACAUGAUCAAAGGUCCACCUGAGAAGGCCCGGGAGCCUUCCAUAGAGCUUAUGCAGCCUGUCCAGGCUGCCCAGCUCACCCAGCCUGCCCCAGAGAAACACAAGCUUCCAGAGAAAUUGCCCAAACCCGUGGAGACGUGCCAACCUUGGACCCAGAAAACUCAGAACUUCCCUUGCUCUUACCUAGACUUCAGCAAGACAGGGUUCAAGAAGGCCACUAUCAAAGGGGAAGUAAAGUUUCUCUAGGCACCAGCCCUGUCCCCCCAGCUUCAGGAAGUCAAAGAAGACUCAGUGCCAGGAACCAAAAAAGGGACUCCAUUAUUGCUGAAAAUCCAUUUUAAGCUGUCCUCCCCCUCAACCCCAGAGAAAUGA